This is a messenger RNA of Schistosoma haematobium, 1455 nucleotides long. RefSeq lists its product as uncharacterized. The transcript has 7 exons. The record is from RefSeq and is a predicted model, not a curated record. The coding region runs from base 135 to 854 and encodes 239 amino acids. Lineage: Eukaryota; Metazoa; Platyhelminthes; Trematoda; Strigeidida; Schistosomatidae.
CAAGAAUACUGGCUUCUAAGUUGGGUAAAUUCAACGCUGUAUUGUUUUAUGACAACAUAACCUAACUUGCGCAGAAUUGAAUCGAUCAACGUAGUAAUGAGACGCAGAAAUAUAAGUUGGAACGAUACAAUUUGAUGACAAAUAACUCGGAUGACCAGAUAUCUUCAUCUGUUGGAAUAGAUGAUGCAGUAGCACAGUUUGAAACAUAUGAAGACUAUCUAGAUUCCCAGAUAACGGCCACUGAUCUUUUUUAUUUGGAGGAUGAGGAAAUAGCUCGACAACUUGUUGAACUAGGUUACAGAGGAUCAGGUGAAACACUCAAACGUGAGGAGUUCAACAGUCGUAAGAAAGCACUUGCUGAGGCAAUGCUAGCUAAAGAGCAACAAAAAAAUGCAUUGUCUUCUUUCGGUCUGAAGAUAACGUGUCCAUUCCUCCGAGCUUUAGCUGAGCGGGAAGGUUCUAAUCGAACCGGUCAAAUGUCCACUAUUAUUUUUAUUAGAGAUAAGAAUUCACGUGGUCAAGAAAUAUCGGGCUACAUAGAUUAUGCACAUCGUUUGAAAUCUGAAGACUUCACAGUGUACUUUAAAGAAAAGAAAAAGUUGCUCCCAAGAACAGGAGAUCUAAGUUUCUACAAUUGGGAAACUCACAAUGUUGUAGCCAAUUCAUCACCGAAUUAUACUGUAAUAACAGAAAAUCCUAAUGGCCUUCUUUUGAAGAAUAAACGUGAUAGAAAAAUUUUAAAUGUUGACUCAACUGCUACAUCCCCUGGUGAUAAUUCCAAAAGAACAAUCGUCGAAACUGACAAGUAUCUUCAAGUUGUUAUCUACGAUCAUAUAACUAAGAGAAAAACGUGAAUGUUUAUUUUCCCAUUUCUAAGUACCCUACAUAUAUUAUCAUUUUGAUAAAGGAAACUCUGAAUGAUUCUAACACAAAUUAUCAUAUUUCCGAAAAGUUAAACGUUAUUGAAUUAAUCAACCAUGAUUUUGGAUGCAUUUUACAUAGAAUCUAACUAUCGAUUAACAGUGCUUGUGAAAAUAAUCGUAAUUCAAAUAAAACCUUUUAUUUGAAGUUAAAUUGGAUAGAUUUCUUUCGUUGACAAUCCUAAGGAUUGAUACAUCAAAUUGAAAAUUGUUAGGAACAGUCUAAAAUCUGCGAUACUUAACAAACAAUUAAUUUUUAUUAUACACCAUGAGUUGUGAGUAAAGGAUCAAUGGAAGAAUUAAGACAACAAAAGUCUUCAUGAUAGAGAAUCAUUUCAAUGAGUUGUUCAUUUUUAUUAUCACCAUUAUUAUUAUAAAACCAGUUUGAUUUCCUAUAUGCGAUGAUUUGGUUCGCGACCAACUUUUUACCUGUGCCAUCAUAUUGAAAAAUAAACUUAAUACUCAGACGAUCUAUUAGUUGUUGAUUGUAUGGCCUUGUAAAAUAUCUUAAUUUGAUCACAUAAAAAUUUUCCCG